Lutzomyia longipalpis is the source of this 7306-nucleotide messenger RNA. Its product is annotated as mucin-2. The record is from RefSeq and is a predicted model, not a curated record. The transcript has 4 exons. Gene Ontology annotation, molecular function: serine-type endopeptidase inhibitor activity. Bases 679 to 6480 code for a protein of 1933 amino acids. Lineage: Eukaryota; Metazoa; Arthropoda; Insecta; Diptera; Psychodidae.
CACAAGAGGGGUGUGAUGAGGAAAGAUUAUGUUGAGAGGAGUGCUGUGGUGGCAUACACGAUGGGGUAGACAAAGAGGAACCCGGCUUUCUUUGCGCACAAACAAACCAUCUUCGUCUUAUGGCACCAUCUCACCCAUCAGGUUAUAUUUUCCCACUCUUGCGCCGCAUUUCUUCAUUUGCAAUUCCCGCACAUCAUUGUUGGAGUACGCGCUCACCUGUUUGCCUCCGCUGUGUGGUUGUGGCCGCCAAGAGAGACGAAGAGUGGCUGCUGGAACUUUAACAGUUUUUCCAUCGAGCUGCCACAAGAACAAGUGCCCGCCUGGGAGAUCUUAGUUGGUGCCAGUCACUCGAACUGAUCUGAUGUGCUUGCUCUCCUCUGGGAUUCUCGCAACAUUCAAGCACCCACCACCGGAAGAUAGAGCUCCCUGUAGCGAAAGAACAAAAGAUUUGUGCUUCAGUGAAUAGUUAAACCUACAAAAUAUUUAAAAAACUUUCAGUGAUAAAAAAAAGAAUUUUUCUUGUGAUUUGUGAUGAUUUUUCUGUAAAUGAAAAAUAUUUCCACAUAGUGCCAAGUUUGGUGGAAAAAUUCAUCGUGAAAAAUUCCACCCAAGAGGAGCUCCCUAGAAGCAUUUUUUUUUUAAAUUUAACGAAGAGUCUCGGAAUUUGCAGAGUAUCAGAUGAUGAAGCUCAUGCUGGUGCUGCCCGUUCUCUUAUUGCUAAUAUCAUCCACAACAGCACACCCAGUGAGUGAGGAUGAGGAGACGGAUAGUGAUUCCGCGAGGCGAAUCAUCGGCUCCAGCGUGGUCACGUCCGUGUCUGUGGUGAUGAAUGGCAAGAAACCGGAAUUUACUGAUGCAAUUGGGAAGCCAGUACCACGACCCUUGGUCCCACCGCAAGUGGCCAGUCCCAUCAAUCUCCUCAAUCCCGACAAGUAUGAGUUCUACACAUUCGAUGAGUCCGGGGAUCUCAUAAAGCGCCUCAUGACAAUGGAAGAGAUUCAGAGUAUUGUUGCUGGUGGCGACGGCGAGGGAAGUUUGCUUAUGAGCUCACAAAAUAGCACAUCUGAGAAUGAUAACAAAGUUGAUGAGAUUGUGGAAAGUGUGCAGAAUGUACUGAACAAGGAAAUGGAAGCUAAGAAGAAUGCAACACAUGCUGGUCAUCCCAUCUUUGAUACACCAGACGUUUCGUCGUCGUGGAGUCUGAUUCUCCCAGCAAUUUUUGGCAAUACUGGAAACCACGAGAUUAUCACGCAUAAACCCCCAGCAAUUGCCAUGACACCUGAAAGUGAGCUAAUGGAGCACAGAGAAACCCCCACAAAAGCUCCUGCCACAGUUGGGCCAACAAAAGCUGCCGAAGUACCCACAAGAACUACAGAAAUUCCAGUAAAGGUCACAUCAGCACCAUCAAAGCCCACAGAAUUACCUUCAAAAUCCACAGUGAUGAUUACAGAAGCUACAGAAAAAAUCACUGAAGCCUCAAAGAAACCAUCAACUCCACAAAAUGAUGAAAUGAAGAACAUCCCGCUGUACCAUCGUCCAGGAAGCUCUUCAACUGCUUCGGAGAAGACAACAGAAGCUUCUACCCCAGUCAGUGUGAGUAUUUCAACGGAAGCCCCUCAAACGAAAGCAACGACACGUACAACACCCCCAAUGCGCGUGAGGGUUACAGCAAAUCCCAAUAGGACAAAAGUCACCAGCACCAGGAAGCCCACAGAGACGUCUACAGUGCAAAAAAUAACUCACUACUCGACGGUUAUCUCGAAAAUCCCUCUAAUUUCCUCAUCAAGGCUCCCAGUGACUAAACUUCCGGUAACUUCAAAGAUCCCCCAAAUAUCUACAACACAAAAAAUCCCAGAAACUUCCACAACGCAGAAAAUCCCAGAAACUCCCUCCACGCAAAAAGUCUCGGAAGUUAGUUCAACGGAAAAAAUCCAAGAAGCAUCCACAAUGCAGAAAAUCCCAGAAGUUUCUUUAACACAGAAAAUUCCAGAAGUUUCUUCAACACAAAAAAUUAAAGAAACUCCCUCAACAACACAAAAAAUUAAAGAAACUCCCUCAACAACAGAAAAAGUGCCCGAAAGGAUAGAAACAACAAUGAAAAUUCCAUCAUCCACAGAGAAAUUUGAGAGAAUCCCUCCGAUUGCAUUGACGACAAAGAAAUCCCCACAGACAACAUCCAGCAUGCCAACAAAUUCACCAGCAACGCCAACAAUUGCAAUUACCGAAAGAACAACCCCAAAGGCACCAGCUGUGGCCACGCAGACAAUUAGCAUGGCACAAGUCACGGAGAAAACGCAAGCUGUGACCACACCAAAGCCAUCACCAACAGCGAGUACAGCAUCUGUGGCCAUGGAGGCAUCUACCAUGACCUCAGUGAAUGGCCCCAACAUUGACGAUGCGGCUGAAACAAUGCAGAAGCCACAGAAUGCGGAAAAGCCAAUUGAGGAGUCCGACGAGGAUGAAUCCGCCGCACUUGAGGAGAACUCAAUCAACCAAAUAAUUCAAGCACUUAGCAGCUACCCGGACACACCGUCCACAUCUCUAUCAUCAAUGGAAUCAACGUCCGAUGGUACAACCGUGAAGCACCCCGAGCACGGUGAUGAGGAAAAAAUGGCAACAACUGUAAAAGUAAUUUCGGUCAGUGAACCAGUGAAAAGUGCCGAGACGACGGAGAGAACAGAAGAAACACACGGCACGGAUCAUGUGGGAAAGCCCAGCAAGAUAUUUGCAAACAAUCAAUUGUAUGUGGAUGAAGCAGACCCGCAAGUGUCGGAGAUCAGUACAACGCCACAGUAUGAGGAUGUAACAACCACGGAAAUGUCUCUGGAGGAGGAAGAGGAGGAGGAGACAGAGGCUGCAACGGAAUCGGCCCCCCAGGUUGCCGAAAACCUCAUUCCAGGGCCACAGAAUAGUGGGAUUGCGGAGCUCAUUGAUCGUUUUAUUGCCGCCAAUUCAAAUAGUGUUGCUGUCACGUUAACACCCAUGGAGGCACAGCCCAUGAUUCCCAAAGUUGAACAAAUGAUUCAGACAGCGCUGCGCAAAAAUAUAACAAUGAUGGAUUUUGUAGAUCAAGCUGCCACAGUGGCAUCCAUUCUUCAAGGUGAUGAGGCUGAGGAGACAGCCACCGAAUCUGGAUCUCCUCCGGAUUUUAUGAGCAACCUCGAGGAAUCUCUUUCGAAUCUCCUGUCUCAGGUUACAGAUGAACGUCCCCACUCUGUGCCAUUGGUUGAAGAUCCCAAUAUUGAAAGUAAAAUGCCCAAUAUUGAUGCAGAAAAUGCCAUGGCUGAGGAUCCCACAACAACUGAAAUGCCCCAAGAAGACUUCCCAACAACCACAAUUAUCAAUGAAUUUGAUGAGCUAAAAGAAGCAACAACUUUCACAGAAAGCCCAAAUGAAUUUCCCACUGAGCAUCCAACGGAAGCUCCUGAGGCAGAAACUGAAGAGCCAUCAUUGGAGGAAUUUAAGACUGAAAGCCCCACAGAGAGUCCCGAAGAUGCUGAUUUGCCACAAACAACACCCUAUGAGGAAUCUGAUCCUGAUCAAAAAUUCCAUAAAUUGGAAUCAUUGGCCCAGGUAAAGGAUUCCGAAGAUAAAGUUGAGAAUAAUGAAGUCCGGGUGGAGACAUCAAUUGUCAAGGAAACAUCUUCUAUAUCCUUCCAACAGCAGAAGCCAAUUAAUAUCUCCAAAUUAAGUCUCUCACAGAUUAAAAGACCCGGAAAUGAGGGUACAGGAAAUUUUGAAUUUCAUGAAACAAUAAAAAUUCCAGGAAAGCCACAAAUAUCCAAAACAACUGAAAUUCCUGAGAGCAAUGAAAGUCCCAAAAGCACAGAAAUCCCCAAGAUAACAGGAAAUCCGGGAAUCACUGAAAGUUCUCCGGGAGUAACAGAGAGUCCGGAAAAAUUGGAAAUUACCGAUAGAAUAGACAGAACUGAGAUUCCAGGCAGGGAAGAAGUCACUGAAAGAACUGAAGAGAAAACAGAAUUUCCAGAUGAAACCACAGAGAAGGUAACUCAAAUCUCAGAAGAUUUUACAGAAUUCCCAAAUACAAUCGAUGAUACUCAGGAUUCUGGACCCCUGACAUCGGAUAUUCUCAGCAUAAUUGGCACAGUCGGUGGAAUGCUGUUGGACAAUAGUGUCCCAACAGGUGUGGAAGAUCUCGCGACAGCACCGAUUGAUGACACCACUGAUGCAACAACACAUUACUCGCCACUCGGUGAGACCACGGCCGUUCCCACGGAAACUCCCGCCACUGAAAUACUUGAAGCUCUACCAACGGAGAGUGAUGAAAUGUCCAGAGAAACGGGGCAAUAUGAAGAUUCAUCAUCGCUUUCCCCAGAAGAUUUCACAGCGCUUCCCACAGAAGUUCCCUCAACGCUGGCUGAUCUUGUCCAGGAGACUUUCUGGACAUUCGAUGGGAGUACAGGGAAGCCAACAACAAAGUUUAAUCCCCUGAACUUCCGGAAGAAUGAUGUUGAAGAGAAUAUUGCAACGGAAUCAGAUCAAGAAUCAAAUACCGUGGUGACGGAUGAUGCCACCAGCAGUGAGGAGAUCACGCAGAAGACAACACAGAGAUCAUCGCCCAAGACAACGCAGUACAAAUUCAUAGCAGUCGGUGUGACGCGUCGAGAUGAUGGGGCACCACUUAAUGUACCGACACCUUUUGGCUUUCACACGCGUGUCACGGAGGUAAUUGUCCCAGAGACAACAACAGAGAUCCUCCGCGAGACAACGACACUUUCCCACGAUGAUUCCACUGAUGACGAUGCCACCAAUGCCACGCCGCAAAUGGAUGAAAGUGAGGAGAUCUAUGUGAGACUCGGGGAAGCCACGGAGAAGGCAGCUGCUGAGGAGACAACGGUAAUUAAUGAAGAACGCACCGAGGAGGAGAAUUCAAUUGCCGAAGAGGAGGAUUCCCCAACAACAGUUCGCGCAUCAUCACAGAAACGCCCUGUCUCCGUAUUUCACGUCAACACCCCAAAGCCAGCUCAUAUAUCGCCGGCACUCAAGCAAAAUCCCCGCAAGCCUGUUCCUGUGAAUCUCAAACCAGCCCCAAAGGAAGCUCUCGGACUGGAACAGAGCACGCAGCAUCUCGAUCAAGAUCUCAUUGAUUUUGUGAAUUUAUGCAAUGAAUUGGCUUUCACGUACUGGAAAGCAAUGACUGCCGAAGGAAUUAGCACAUCCCGUAGCAUUGUUGUUGCACCCUUUGCCAUCACCUCAAUGCUGGCCAUGAUCUUCCUUGGGGCACGUGGAGCUACCUCCGGUGAGAUGAAUGAAAUUCUUCGCUUGGACGAAAUGGUCACAUUCAAUCCACACGCUGUGUUCAGAAAUGUGACGGAUUCCAUUGAGAAUCUCCGGGAGAGUGGAGUCUUCACUAGUGCUGUGGUGCGUGAAUUGUUCAGUGAUCGCGCAAAAGGGAAACUCCUGUCGUUCUACAAAGAUAAAGUUCAGCAAUUCUACUCGGGGCACGUUGAAGAAGUCAAUUAUGCUGUGAUCAAUGACAUCAUACGGCGCAGAACGAAUUUACUCAUGAAGCGGCAUACGUGGGGAAAGGUCAUGGAAUUCCUUAAAACAAAUACUAUCACUAUGCGCCCUCCCUUGGCUACAGUAUCUGCGAAUAUUUUUAAGACUGACUGUUCCAAAGCAUCCAGCUUCGAUCGUGACGGUGAGAUGUUCUUCCAAAUUUCUCCAGUUGUCCGGCAACGUCGCCUUGUACCCCUCCCAGCUGCUGUCUUCCGGUCAGGUUUUAUGGCGGGCUAUGAUCCGGAAUUGGAUGCCACAGCCGUUGCCUUUGGGAGCAGCAAUAACAUUGUCAGCACAUUGCUAGUUAUGCCUGGGCAGCAGGGCCACCUACAAUCAGGUGAUAGCCUCGAUCGUCUCGAGAUUGCCCUCCUGCAAAAUGGCAUCACAAAGAAUGCAUGGCGUCGUUUGCUUACAACCCUCAUGGAACGUCCUGGACUUGAGUUGCAGAUUCCCAAAUUCACUCAUCGCUCCUUCAUCAAUGCCACCAGUGCGCUCCAGCGAAUGGGCCUCAAUGAUCUCUUUGAUUCCGAAAAAUCUGACCUGCGAGGCCUUACGGCAUCCGCCAGCAAGGAUAUGUUCUUCUCGGAUAUGGUGCAAAUAAAUGCUUUUGCCACAUGUGGCGAAGAUAAAGCCCCGGAUCAGCAUCAUGUGGAGGUUUAUCCAUCACCACCAAUUCAAAAGGGUUUCUACUUGGGCGAAUUCACCCGUGGCCUGGUGGACGAUUUGCCCGAGAGUAUUCGUAUGAAAUUGCUAAUGACACAGGAGCACCAGAGAGCACUCUUUGAUCCCUUCUACGAAACCAAAUAUCUCGAACUCCCUCUGUCGCUGCGUCCUCGCCAAGCAAGAAUUCCAGAAGCACCCAGGCUGCGAUUUGAUCGUCCUUUCCUCUUCUUUGUGCGCCACAACCCAACGGGAAUGAUCCUCUAUAUGGGACGCUUCAGUCCACGACUUCAUCCAUAAAGUCUCAUUUAAUCAUCCUCCUCCCUACCCAACUAGCAUGUAUUGAUUUUUCACGAGUCACGACACGUCAAUAUGGCCAGGGAACGAUCUCCUGGCGACGUGUCAACCCUUUGUGGAAAAAAAAUCAAUAGUCGUCUUGUGCUAUUGUAGGUGAGAAUCAGGCACACACACAGAGAAUAGAGCACAAUCCCUAGCAAAAUAAGUCGUUAGGUUUUUAAAAGAGAAAAGUUUAGUAAUUUAGAAUAUAUCUUAUUUAUUCCUUCUAAUCAUCGUAAUUAGAUUGUAAGUUUAGCAAGAGUUUUAGAAUACUUUUAUGUAUCUGGGUUAGUGGACAAAUUUUCAAAAAGAAAAAAUUUCUGAUAUCCAUCAGCAUUGUGGUUAUCAAUCUCACAUGAUUGCGGCACUUACAUUCAUCGGCAUUCAUUAAUUUGGACUCACAAAUUCUCCACACCAUGUGACUUCAAAUUGACGAAUUCGCGACAUAAAUUAAUUAAAAUAAUUCUCCUUAGUUCUUCCACUUAAUCAUUGUUCAAGUGGGAGCUACAUAAAAUGAGGCGAAUGUAAAUGCAGCGAUUGAAUCAUUACUAAAUUCUCUCUUUUUUCUCUCUUCCCACCUAUUUUCCAAUUCUCUCUCUCUCACACUACAUUAUAUUUAAUAAUUACAAUUAAUAAGAAAAGAAAAUAAUUUAUGUCUUUAGAAAUUUAUAAAGAAUAAGAAUCAAAGAGAAACAUCGUAUCAGAUUUUCAUCUGUAAUUCCAGUUUUUUUUUUUAUAUUCGCAAGAAUUUUCCUACAAAUAAAAGUAUUUUGUGUAAAUAAGUCCAAAA